This is a messenger RNA of Amorphotheca resinae ATCC 22711, 1801 nucleotides long. RefSeq lists its product as hypothetical. Gene Ontology annotation, molecular function: transmembrane transporter activity. The transcript has a single exon. Bases 231 to 1694 code for a protein of 487 amino acids. The record is from RefSeq and is a predicted model, not a curated record. Gene Ontology annotation, biological process: transmembrane transport. Lineage: Eukaryota; Fungi; Ascomycota; Leotiomycetes; Helotiales; Amorphothecaceae.
CAUGUUUUGACUUUCAAGAAGUAGAACUUUGAGGAUUGCUUUAAUCCAAAAAUACCUAUCUACGGUUCGUCCCGCCACGCCAGCGCUACACCAUCGGCGUCAUACACAACCCGACGAGCCCUUCCAUCGACGAAGGACAGACAGACAGAUCUCUAGAGAUGCGGGAUCACAUAGGAAUCCCCAGUCCUCUCCGCUCUCCCCUCUAAUCUCCCCUUCGACCACACAUCAUCAUGAGCACCUCACACGAUAGCAGUUCACCUUCACCAAAACCGCCCACGGGCAUCCGCUGGCGCUCCAGCACGCUCUUCAUCCUGUCCACCGUGGGGAUGGGUCUCUUCACCGACCUUUUCCUCUACGGGCUCAUCGUGCCCAUCAUGCCCUUCAUCCUACGAGACCGCAUCGGGGUGCCACACUCUCAGAUCCAAAGCCAUACAUCGAUCCUGCUUGCUUGUUACGCGGGGGCAUCGAUGCUCAGCUGUGUGCCGGCCGGUAUCAUCGCAGACCGGCUGGCUACGCGGCAGCUACCGUUCUUGGGCGGUCUUGUCGCGCUGCUUGCGUCGACUGUCCUGCUCUUCGCGGGUCGGUCUAUCGGUCUCCUGAUCCUGGCGCGGGUCUUUCAAGGGAUUAGCGGGGCUGUCGUGUGGACGGUUGGGCUGGCUCUGGUUAUGGAUACGGUGGGUAGUGAGAGGUUGGGCGUCGCUAUGGGGUCGAUAUUUAGCAUUAUCAGCGUUGGUCAGGUUGUCUCGCCUGUGCUGGGUGGCGUCGUGUAUAAGAAGGCUGGAUCGGGCGCUGUGUUCGCUAUGGCAUUCGGACUCCUCGUCGUGGAUUUCCUCAUGCGUCUCGCCGUCGUGGAGAAGAGCGCCUCGGCGGAAUAUGGGAUCGUCGUCGACCCCUCCGCCCCCGCCGACGAGGCUGAGAACCAGAACAAUGGCGAGGCGAACGAGGAAUCACCACUGCUCAGAAAAAGCUCCGACGAUGAUAAUGAUAUCGAACAGUGGAAGAUCCCCCCCAACCAACCAACCUGGGUCCGCAGAUUUCCCGUCAUCUCCUGCCUUAAGCAUCCACGACUCCUGACCGCCCAGGGGGUAGCCAUAAUGCAAGCCUUAUUGCUCUCCAUCUUCGACGCGAGUCUCCCCACCGAAGCACACGAUCUUUUCGGUUUCGACUCCCUUCAAGCCGGAAUCCUAUUCGCGCCUCUCUUGCUCCCACUCUUGCUCCUCGGGCCACUCGCCGGAAAAGCAGUCGAUAUAUACGGCGUCAAGCCCGCCUCUUUACUCGGAUUCACCACCCUCUCUAUCCCUCUCCUUCUCCUCCGCACACCUCAUGCCUCCUCCGACAGCUUUUCCGAGAUCCUAAAGCUCAGCGCACUCCUCUUGCUCUGCGGCUGCUCUCUCUCCCUCCUUUCCAGCCCCAGCAUCGUCGAGUCCGGUCACGUCGUCGAAUUAUACUACCGCUAUAACCGCGCGCAUUUCGGAUCCCGCAGCCCCUAUGCCCAGCUCUAUGCGGUCAAUUCGGUAGCUUCGUAUUUGGGACUUACGAUUGGUCCGCUGAUGGCUGCGGCGUUGAGGGAGAGCGUGGGGUAUGGGAAUAUGAAUGCGGUUGUUGCGGGCUUGUGUUUGGGGAUGGGGGCCUUGUCGUGGGUGUAUUUGGGGGGUAAGCCGAGGAUGUUGUUGUGGAAGAGGGGCCGUGUGUAGAAAGCAAAAGUAAAUAUUCUAGAUAUUAACAUAUAUAUCACUCUAGCUAUAGACUAGGUAGAAUAUCCUAAACCACAGUAUAUAGAUAAAUAAAUGUGAGAUCCUCU